UGUGGGCUCCAGGGGUGCCAGUUUGCUCCCACUUUGUCACUGGGGUUGUGCAUGUGACACAGACCUCUCAUUUCUGAUGUAAAUUUAUCUGUCUCCUUUCUCCUGGUCUAGGGUGAAAGCAGAAAGGACAGGAACUUUGUCCCCUCUGAACACCAUAAGUGCAGGCAGCAGUGUUACCUGCCCCUAGCUGUGUCCCCAGCAGUGCAGAACUCGUUGCUCUCAUGGCUACUGCGGACCCUGUCCAGACCCCCGAGGAGGUGGCUCUGCUGGAGCUGGGGAAGGUGGCCCUGGACAAGGUGCCACCAGCCCCAGAUGAACACCUGGGGGACACUGAUGCCACCCUGCCAUGGGACCAGUGUCAGCACAACGCCCAAGGCCAGCCAGAGCCCGUGGAGACGAAGAGGCGCUCGAGUCCUGAGGGGGGCCAUGAAGACCCAGAGGAAGCUGUUCCCACCUGCCCCACAGUCGAGGCCGAAGAUGAGGACAUCCCCCGGCUGCCCGUGAUGGCAGCCCACGUCUUUGUGCCCAUCGACCCGCAGUGCAUCGAGCAAAGCCCCUUCAAGCAGAAGGAGCACCCGAACUCAUGGCCCCAGGAGGAGGGCAGGGGGGACCGUGUUCCCCCCAGUGACAGACCCAGUAGCCUCCACCACAAGCAGGUCUUCCUCCCCCUUGGCCCCUCGCGCUACCGGGACCCACUGAGCUUUGGGGGGCGCCUGGUCAAGCCCCCAGCUGAGGAGUCACGGUGCUCGUGUGCCAGGGACUGUGGCACUGAUAAUCUCAAGGCCGUGGCGUCGGUGGCAGGGGCCCUACUCCUCUGCCCUUGCCUCAUCUAUGGGGCCUACAUCUUCUUGCCCUUCGACGCCCCUCUGCUGCCCACCACCAGCACCCGCCUGGUCUACACAUUGCGCUGCGCCACCUUUGCCACCUUCCCCAUCGUGCUGGGAAUGAUCGUCAGUGGCAUCUCCCGCCUCUGCUCCUCUGCCCUGGAGCCCUUUGGAGAGCUCCACAGGGAGGUGGAGAUCCACCGCACUUACGUCUCCCAGUCUGUCCACCUUUUCAUCCUCUACUUCUUCAACAUGGCUGUGCUGGCCACCUACCUCCCACAGGAACUCCUCAAGCUCAUUCCACUGCUCACAGGGCUCUUUGCCAUCUCCCGGUUGAUUUUCUGGAUGUCCUACGCCAUCGGCCGCUCCUUCCGUGCCUUCGGCUUCAGUAUGACCUUCCUGCCCCUCCUGGCCAUGCUGGUCUGGAACCUGUAUGGCAUGUUCGUCCUGGAGCCUGAGAACCUCCUCUCUCUGGCAGCGCCAACACCCGAGGGCCACUCCAAGGAGAGCCGAGCCAAACUCCGGCACUGGGGGUGAGGGAGGCCGGGAGAUGGGGCGCCUGAACCCUAAAAGCUUGAGCUCCCCUUGAUGCCCCGCCUCAAGAGUCCUGGCAGCACAGGACUGGCAGAUCCAGCUGAGUCCCUGCUCCCUGCCUGGACACAGUGAGGUUUUGCUGGGCCCACAGAACCAGGCUGCAAACUCUCUGCUCCAGGAGACUCCUGCUGGGAUGUGAACAAGGCACAGCAAGCCCUGUUCUCUGGGAAUGGGGUGGGAUUUGCUUCCCCUCCUGCUGGAGCCAACUUUGCUCAAUAAAGUCCUUACCAAGCA
Messenger RNA from Sturnus vulgaris (Common starling), 1652 nucleotides. The record is from RefSeq and is a predicted model, not a curated record. Lineage: Eukaryota; Metazoa; Chordata; Aves; Passeriformes; Sturnidae.